This is a messenger RNA of Anthonomus grandis grandis, 5490 nucleotides long. RefSeq names its product serine/threonine-protein phosphatase 6 regulatory ankyrin repeat subunit A (gene nompC). Bases 148 to 5436 code for a protein of 1762 amino acids. The record is from RefSeq and is a predicted model, not a curated record. The transcript has 30 exons. Gene Ontology annotation, cellular component: membrane; glycosylphosphatidylinositol-N-acetylglucosaminyltransferase (GPI-GnT) complex. Gene Ontology annotation, molecular function: protein binding; calcium channel activity. Lineage: Eukaryota; Metazoa; Arthropoda; Insecta; Coleoptera; Curculionidae. Gene Ontology annotation, biological process: calcium ion transmembrane transport; GPI anchor biosynthetic process.
UGCGUGCGUUUGUUUAUUUCUUCCUCCUCCUCCUCCUCCUCUCGCACGGUUUGUUCGUAUCUUAAAAAAGCGGUUUUUUGAGGAGAUGACGUAGUGUUUUUUUUUUGAAAUUGGGUCUAACAUGUGAGUUUUUUAAGAGGGGUUUAUAUGUCGCAGUCUAGUGGGAAAAAGGGGGCGGCCAAGGGCCUCCCGAAGCCCGACAAAAAUGAGGAAAGCAAUGGGACUAGUAAAGCGGGAAAUCCUAAGGAUGCGAAGGAAAAAGAAGAAACGUCGAGUAAUGCGGAGGGCGAGGAAAGUUCGUCGGGGGCGAAGCCCCAGUCCGCGGGGGCGAACAUAAGGGACGCGGCCCAAAGGAUCCUGACACUGUGCCAAAAAGCCGAGUGGGCCCCAGUGGACCAAAUAUUGAAGUCUAUGGAGAAGGCCAUCUCCAAUUCUGGAGAGGACGUAAACACUUUACCGUUGGCAGGAGUGGCCGAUCUGAUUACUGGCAUGACUCCGCUAAUGUACGCGGUGAAAGACAACAGGACGUCCCUCCUGGAUAGAAUGAUCGAUCUGGGAUCCGACGUUUGUGCCAGGAAUAACGACAACUACAACGUGUUGCAUAUCGCCUCGAUGCACUCCAGAGAGGACGUGGUCAAGCUGCUCCUGGGCAAAAAAGGGGUCGAUCCGUACUCCACCGGCGGGAGUCGUAAUCAAACGGCGGUUCAUUUGGUCGCUUCGAGACAAACCGGUACCGCUACCGCCAUUUUGAGGGCCCUCCUUCAAGCAGCCGGUAAAGACAUCAGAUUAAAGACUGACGGGAGAGGCAAAAUACCGCUUCUCUUAGCCGUAGAGGCAGGCAACCAAUCGAUGUGCAGAGAACUACUCAGUACCCUGACGUCGGAACAGUUAAAAGCCGCCGCCACCAAUGGGGACACCGCCCUCCACUUGGCCGUCAGAAGAAAAGACAUUGACAUGGUUAGGAUCCUGGUGGAUUACGGUACCAACGUGGAUAUCCGUAACGGGGAGGGCCAGACGCCCCUGCACAUAGCCGCCGCCGAGGGUGACGAGGUCCUGGUGAAGUAUUUUUACGGGGUGCGAGCUUCGGCAAGCAUCACCGACGACCAGGACCGUACUCCCAUGCAUUUAGCAGCCGAGAACGGACACGCCAAUAUCAUCGAGUUACUGGCGGACAAAUUCAAGGCGAGCAUCUUCGAGAGGACAAAAGACGGUUCAACCCUGAUGCACAUCGCGUCCCUUAAUGGACACGCGGACUGCGCCAUGAUGCUGUUUAAAAAGGGCGUCUAUCUUCACAUGCCCAACAAGGAUGGAGCGCGAAGUAUUCAUACUGCCGCACGCUACGGCCACGUGGGCAUAAUCAACACCUUGCUACAAAAAGGGGAAAAGGUUGACGUGACAACAAACGACAACUAUACGGCCCUGCACAUCGCCGUGGAGUCCUGCAAACCUUUGGUGGUGGAAACUUUGUUAGGUUAUGGCGCCGACGUGCACGUAAGAGGAGGUAAAUUGAAGGAAACAGCCCUUCAUAUCGCGGCCAGGGUAAAAGACGGGGAGAAAUGCGCCUUGAUGUUGCUCAAGUCGGGUGCCGGGCCUAAUAUAGCAACACACGAUGGCAACACACCGGUCCACGUGGCCGCCAAGUUCGGUAACCUACAGACGUUGCUGUUGCUACUGGAAGACGGGGGGGAUCCCCAGUACAAAAACAAGAUAUCAUCCGCCACGCAUAAAAAAGGUGAGACCCCUUUGCAUCUGGCAAGCCGGAACUGUCGCCCGGAUGUGGUGACCAACCUGAUCCGGUACGUCAAGGAGAAAAAGGGCGAAGAAGCUGCCGCGUUAUACGUGAACGCCCUAACGGAAAACGACGAGAGUGCCCUGCAUUACGUUUGUACCGUCGACAAACUGGACGUGGAAGUACCCAAUUCGGAUCGGGAAGUGGUGAAGCUGCUCCUGGAGAACGGCGCGGACGUGAAACUUCAAACGAAACAGCACGAGACCGCCUUCCAUCUGGUGGCGUCCGCGGGAAACAACGACGUGCUGUUGGAAAUGAUCGCGCACAUGUCGCCGACCGAUGCGCAGAAGGCUUUAAACAGGCAAAACGCCAACGGGUGGACUCCCUUACUUAUUGCGUCACAUCAAGGUCACAUAGAUUUGGUGAAUAAUUUACUGGCGAACCAUGCCAGGGUGGACGUUUUCGACCAGGAGGGUCGAUCGGCCCUACACCUUGCUGCGGAACGGGGCUACCUCCACGUAUGCGAUUCCUUACUAACCAAUAAAGCUUUCAUCAAUUCGAAAUCCAGAAAUGGAAGGACUGCGUUGCACUUGGCCGCCCUGAACGGCUACGUCCACCUAGUGAAGUUCCUGAUAAAAGACCAUAACGCCGUUAUCGACAUAUUGACAUUGAAAAAGCAGACCCCGUUACAUUUGGCCGCAGGGGCGGGGCAAAUAGAGGUGUGCAAACUGCUCCUGGAACUCGGCGCGGACAUCGAUGCAACCGACGAGGACGGUAAGAAGCCGAUCCACGCCGCCUGUCAAAACAAUUUCUCCGAGGUGGCCAAACUGUUCUUGCAGCAGCACCCGAGUUUAGUUAUGGCCACCACCAAAGAUGGCAACACUUGCGCCCACAUCGCCGCAGCCCAGGGCAGCGUUACCGUCAUCGAGGAACUGAUGAAAUUCGACAGACAGGGGGUGAUUUCAGCAAGAAAUAAAGUAACUGACGCCACACCACUACAAAUGGCAGCAGAGGGUGGCCACGCGGAAGUAGUCAAGGCACUAGUCAGAGCGGGCGCCUCAGUAACAGACGAAAACAAAGGUGGCUUCACUGCAGUCCACCUGGCCGCCCAAUACGGUCACAUGCAAGUGCUGGAGGUGUUAAGGUCCUCGAACAACUUGAGGGUCACCAGCAAGAAACUGGGGGUGACGCCCCUGCACGUGGCCGCCUAUUUCGGCCAAGCGGAUACGGUGAGGGAACUCCUCACUCACGUGCCCGGAACCGUAAAGUCGGAGCAGCCCAAUGGGGCGUCUUUGGUGCCCGCCCUCGGGAACGAGUCUGGAAUGACCCCGUUACACUUGGCCGCCUUUUCGGGCAAAGAGAACGUCGUCAGGCUCCUGCUGAACUCGGCAGGGGUGCAAGUGGACGCCAGCACCCACGAAAACGGUUAUAAUCCGAUGCAUUUGGCUUGCUAUGGGGGUCACGUGACGGUGGUGGGGUUGUUGCUGAGCCGAUCAGCUGAGCUGCUGGAAAGCAGAGAUCGACACGGAAAAACUGGGCUGCACAUCGCCGCCACGCACGGACACUAUCAGAUGGUGGAGGUACUACUAGGCCAAGGGGCGGAGAUUAACGCCCCCGACAAAAACGGUUGGACCCCAUUACAUUGCGCCUCCAGAGCCGGUUACGUGGACUGCGUGAAACUGCUAACCGAAUCGGGGGCAUCCCCGAAAUCGGAAACGAACCUGGGGGCGGUACCGAUAUGGUUCGCCGCCUCCGAGGGGCACCACGCCGUCCUCGAGUACCUCAUGACCAAGGAGCACGACACCUACGCCCUCAUGGAAGAUCGUCGCUUCGUCUAUAACCUGAUGGUGUGCUCGAAGAAUCACAACAACCGUCCGAUGGAGGAGUUCAUCUUGGUGUCGCCCGCCCCGGUGGACACCGCCGCCAAAUUGUCCAACAUUUUGAUCGUGUUGUCCAAUAAGGAGAAGGAGAGGGCGAAGGAUCUGAUUGCUGCCGGGAAGUUUUGUGAGGCUAUGGCCACCGAACUGUUGGCCCUAGCCGCCGGUGCUGACUCGGCCGGUAAAAUCCUGACGGCAACCGACCGCAGAAACGUCGAAUUCCUGGACGUACUAAUCGAAAACGAGCAAAAAGAGGUUAUAGCCCACACUGUGGUCCAACGGUACCUUCAGGAACUGUGGAGGGGAGCGUUAAACUGGACCGCAUGGCGCACGUUGCUGCUCUUUGUGCUGUUCAUAAUAUGCCCCCCGGUCUGGAUAGCGUUCACUCUCCCGUUGGGGCAUAAGUACUAUAAAGUGCCCAUAAUCAAGUUCAUGUCGUACCUCACCUCCCACGUGUACCUUAUGCUGUUCCUGUUGGUUGUCGGCAUUACCCCGCCUUACCCCACUAUUAACCGGGAGAGUAUGUUGCCUUACUGGUACGAGUGGAUCCUGCUGGUGUGGCUCAGCGGUUUAUUGCUCUUCGAACUGACGAACCCCAGUGACAAGAGCGGACUGGGCUGGAUCAAAAUCUCCGUUUUAUUGUUCAGCAUUUUCGGGGUGGGUACCCACCUUAUCGGGCUUGUUUUUGUGGAAAAACGGUACUGGCCCACCCUGAUGUACUGUCGCAAUCAAUUGUUUGCACUCAGCUUCCUAUUGGCCUGCGUGCAGAUCUUGGACUUUUUGUCUUUUCAUCAUCUGUUUGGACCCUGGGCUAUUAUUAUUGGGAAUUUAAUGAAGGAUCUGGCGAGAUUCUUGGCGGUACUGGCGAUCUUCGUUUUCGGAUUCUCGAUGAUGUUCGUUGCCCUAAAUCAACCGUUCGACACCGACGGCCGUAAACGUACCACCGGGAUAUUCAAAGACGAGGUAAUCGCGCUAGACGGAGACGCCGAAUGGAUUACGAUGGACAACGUCCCUCGUCCCAGGGCUUCCAUUAAGAAGAAACGACCCCCCAUCGAACAAGAUACCAUUGGCAUGAUAAUGAACCCCCUGUUGGCGUUCGAGUUGCUGUUCUUCGCGGUUUUCGGACAAACGACCUACGACGAGCUGAUCGUGAAACCGUUACGCGGUAGCGGUACCACCUACAGACCGAACUGGACCGAGAACCUGUUCAAGGUGGUGUUCGGGAUCUACAUGCUGGUGUCGGUGGUGGUGCUGAUCAAUCUGUUGAUCGCGAUGAUGUCCGAUACGUAUCAGCGGAUACAGGCCCAAUCGGACAUAGAGUGGAAGUUUGGCCUCAGUAAGUUGAUCCGGAACAUGCACAGGACGACCACGGCGCCCUCCCCGAUUAACUUGAUCACCACGUGGCUCUUUUACCUGGUGGACAUAUGCAAAAAGAGAGAAUUUGUUUUAGUCAAAACGAAAAAACGCCAAAGUUUGGUACAUCUGAUGGGCAGUUUUCAGAAGGGCACCCAGUUAAGUCCCAGAUCAAAAGCGGGUGCCAAGUGGCUCUCGAAAGUAAAAAAGGGACGUCAGGUGGCCCCCAAAGAGAUCCCGGGACUCGCGGCGGGUCAGAUGAGCCCCUUGGGGUCUCAGCUCAGCUUUUCUGCCGCUACCACUAGGAUCGAACACGUGACCGACUGGGAGAUCAUCGCGAAGAAAUAUCGCGUCCUAAUGGGUCAAGUGGACGAGGUCAAGGAGGCCUCGAACGAGGACAACGACGACGACGACGAGGACGGACCUCCUCCUCCUCCCGCAGUCCCGUCCAUGGUAGCCACUUCCUCUAUAGGUUAAAUCGAACACUCUAUUAUCAUUGUUAAUAAUAUUAAUAUAUUUUUAUUAUUAUUA